This is a messenger RNA of Oldenlandia corymbosa var. corymbosa, 1143 nucleotides long. The record is from the annotation of a GenBank genome assembly. NCBI's taxonomy places the organism in Eukaryota, Viridiplantae, Streptophyta, Magnoliopsida, Gentianales, Rubiaceae.
AUGAAUAUAUCCCAUGGGUUUUUGAAAUCCGAGUCUCACUAUCUGGAAUGUUACCAUGAUGAUAACUAUGUAGAGGAAACGGAGUCUUUUGAAGCAGAAAUCGAAAAAUGGUAUAUCACUUUGUUAGAUUGCAUGCAGCAAUCAAGUUCUCCAAUGACCAAUCAAGUCAUGGAUGUUGUAGAUUCUGUUAUGGUUAAUCUUGAGGAUGUAUGUUUGAAGACUGAGUAUUAUGACUUAGAUUGCUCUCUUCUAGAACCAACAGAAGCCUUGAAAGAGAUCAUCACAUUCUUGAGAAAUUUCUUUCGUGUUGCCACUCUUUCAGGUUCGGGCGAGCCUCAAGAACUCCAAGCUUUUUUGACUCACAUUGAAGCUCUUGCAAUAAAAGCUGCACAGGUAAGGGUACGCCUGUUUUUAUAUCACAAAGAAGCUUCUUAUCAUGAUGAAACCAAGCGUAUGAUUUCUGCUUUCUUGCAUGAAAUGAAACAUGUCGACACUCGUGUAUAUGAUACUUACACUCGAGUGUUGACAAGCUUAAAGCAUUCAAUCAGUGAUUUACAUGUGCUCACUAUCAGCUUAGGCAAUGAUCCCUUAGUUUUCGUGAAUGAUUUCCUUGUUUCUCUUAUAUCUAUGUUUUGGGAGAUGCUACAAUCGGAGACUCUUCAUUGGGUUUCUUUGAAAGAUCAGUUGAUAGCACUAUAUGAGGGACUAAGAUUCUUGAGAAGUACUCUGAAGGAGAAUCCAAACAAGUUCAUUGAUAACAAUCGGGUGAUCCGAAUAGGGGUUGAAGGCCAAGUAUUGCAAACAUCACAAUUCAGCUUUCCCAAGACAAAUGUCCUAGGAGUUUUGGAUUACCUUUUGGGCAACAUGGUGGAAGUGAGAAAUCGUAAGGUCGAUUCAUAUAUCCAAGCCUUCUAUGGUGAUUCUCCUAGUGAGGGGAAUGAGAUAGUCCUUCAUUCUAGUUUUGGAAUGCCAAGUUUACUUUGCAGGCCAAUCAAGGAAGAAAGGAUGGAUCUUGACUACCUAUGUGAUAGGGAGUUGGUUCAAGAGAGCUAUGAUCAAGUUGAUGAGAAUGUCAUUAACUUUGGGGUUCAAACCAAAGGAGAUGAUUCACUCAUGGAAAUAAGUGCUCAAGGGUUUCAAUGA